Molecule: messenger RNA, 834 nt
Organism: Adineta steineri
Lineage: Eukaryota; Metazoa; Rotifera; Eurotatoria; Adinetida; Adinetidae
Source: the annotation of a GenBank genome assembly
AUGGAUUUAACCGAUAUUGGUAUCGAACAACCUGCUCGAUAUUUUGAUUUAGUAAAAAAACCAGAAACAUUAAAACGAACAAAUGGCAUUCCAAUUCCUGAUUCAGAAUUUCAAGAUUUUCAUAUAAAUCGAACUUCGAUUCCAGAAGAUUGGGAUGUAAGUUUUGGUGAUGUAAUCAAUUGGUCCAAAGGACGUCCAACAGAAGCUUAUUUUAUAUUAGAAGAUCGAACUUUAUUUAAAAAUCCUGAUCGAAGUGGAUCAGGUUAUUUAACUAUUCCAUUUAAUGUUACCAAAAAUAGUCGAAAUGCCUUGCUUAGAUAUGAAUAUGUAAUUGAAGGUGUUGGCAAAAAUUAUGUCACAACUAUUGAAAUGCAUCCCGAAGAUAUAUUUAUUAAGAAAAAUUGGGGUGAAGUACCAAGUGAAAUGAUUUCACGUAAUGUUGAAUUUGUUUAUGAUCCACUUGAAGAAUUUCUUUAUGUAAAUAUACCACAUACAAAAAAAUCAAAAGAAUUUAAAUUAGGUUCAACUACGAUGCAAGAUAUGCAAACAUGGUUUGCUGGUGCAAUGGAAGAUCAAGCUUCUUUUAGAGUUAAAUACAAUUUUACAGGUCCUCAUUAUCAAAAAUAUCAUGAUGUUUAUCAAUUAAAUACUGCACAUUUUUCAUUACCUAAAACAUGGUCGGUUGAACCAGGUACAACAGACUUAGGUCAUGAUUAUUGUCAUGGAGAAUGGAAAUUUCAUGGUGAUCGUAAACAUUUAAAUGAAGCGAAGAAAGGUGCACAAGAUUUCUACAAAGAUCUUCCCAUUACAAUUGAAGAUAUACAUCAUAAAUGA